Molecule: messenger RNA, 2302 nt
Organism: Nannospalax galili (Upper Galilee mountains blind mole rat)
Lineage: Eukaryota; Metazoa; Chordata; Mammalia; Rodentia; Spalacidae
Gene: Tmc4
Product: transmembrane channel like 4
Exons: 15
Coding region: 15-2132 (705 amino acids)
Cellular component (GO): plasma membrane
Molecular function (GO): mechanosensitive monoatomic ion channel activity
Source: RefSeq, a predicted model, not a curated record
GUGCACCCAGAAACAUGGAAGAAAAUCGAGCCUGGGAAGCUUGGGGCCCCUCCAGGGACUGGUCAAGGUCCCAGGUGGCCAGAACAGGCCCCAGAUGGUCACUGGCCUCUGUGCUGAGUGAGCUUCCGAGUGCUGCUACUCUCCGCUACCGUGGUCCUGGUGUGCUCCCUUGGGGGACACUGGAUGAGGAGGGUGGCAGUGAAGGAAGGAGCACCCAGGCCUUUGUAGAAGGCCCUCAACUGGAGCUGCUGCAAUCCCUCCCUUCCCGGGAGCUUCCCUGGCCUAUGCAGGCCAGGCGAGCACACAGGAAGAGCCAGGCUACAGAGCAGGUGGCCUAUGGCUCUGAUUCGAGGGCUGCCCACUGGACCCAACAGUUUUCCAAGACCAAGGAGAAGAUGAAGCAAGGCUUUCAAACUAUACAGCCCUGGGCAUGGACACUAAAGAGGAUUGGGGGCCAGUUUGGCGCGGGCACUGAGUCCUACUUUUCCCUGCUGCGAUUCCUGCUGUUUCUCAACCUGGCAGCAUCUAUGGUUAACAUCUGCAUGAAGCUGAUCCCCACUUGGUUGGAAGGAGCUCCUCCUGGUCCCCCUGACCAUGACAUCCCCUCACCCUGUGGUCCCUAUACCCCUGACACCAAGGGCCUGGUCACCUUCCCCACCCAACUCUUCAACUUGCUCUCUGGAGAGGGUUACCUAGAGUGGUCCCCUCUAUUCUACGGAUUCUACCCACCCCGUUCCUACCUGGCCACCACCUACCUGUGCUCCGUCUUUGCCCUCGGCCUCAUCUACCUGCUGCUCAUCCUGCACCGUUCGGUGUCCGGGUUGAAAGAGACGUUAUUAGCUGAGUCAGGAACUCUGACCAGCUACAGCCACCGAGUGUUCUCAGCCUGGGACUUUGGCCUCCGCGGGGAUGUGCACGUGCGGCUGCGCCAGAGCAUCAUCCGGUAUGAACUGCAGGUGGAGCUGGAGGAAGCCAUGGUUCGACGCAGGGCUGCGGAGCAGACCCUAGGGCAGCGAGCCAGGGUGUGGUUGGUGAGGGUGCUCAUCAACUUGCUGGUCUGCGCGCUCCUGGGAGCGGCCUUCUAUGGCAUCUACUGGGCCACAGAGUCCACAGUGACGCUGCAGGAGACACUCCUUAACCAGCAGACACCGCUGCUCAAGCUUGUGGUGAAUUAUCUUCCAUCCAUCUUCAUCUCCGUGUUCAACUUUGUGCUGCCGUUUGUGUUCAAGCUCCUUGCCCCACUAGAAGGCUAUACCCGCAGUCACCAGAUCAUCUUCUUCCUGCUCCGGACCGUGUUUUUGCGUCUGGCCUCUCUGGUGUUCCUUCUCAUCUCUCUCUGGAAUCAGAUCACUUGUGGCGGAAAUGUUGAGGCAGAGGGAUGCAAGACCUGUGGCUACAAUUACAAAGAACUUCCGUGCUGGGAGACUCGGCUGGGCCAGGAGAUGUACAAACUCGUGCUCUUUGAUCUGCUGAUGGGCCUGAUUGUCACGCUGCUGAUCCAGUUUCCUCGGAAGCUACUCUGUGGCCACUGUCCUGGGGCACUGGGUCGUGCGCUGGGGACCCUGGAGUUCCAGGUGCCGGAUGAGGUCUUGGGGCUUGUCUAUGCUCAGAUCGUGGUCUGGGUGGGAAGUUUUUUCUGCCCUUUACUACCCCUGAUCAACAGCGCCAAGUUCCUGCUACUUUUCUAUGUGAAGAAGAUAACACUCUUCUCCACGUGCUCACCAGCCUCCCGCACCUUCCGGGCCUCCACAGCAAAUUUCUUUUUCCCUGUGGUGCUUCUGUUGGGUCUGGCGAUCUCCGCUGUCCCCGUGCUUUACAGCAUCUUCUUAAUCCCACCUUCUAAGUUGUGUGGCCCAUUCCGGGGGCAGUUGUCCAUUUGGUCCCACAUUCCAGAGUCCAUUGAGAGUCUUCCUCAGACCACCCAGAACUUUCUCUAUUUUCUGGGAACCCAGGCUUUUGCUGUGCCCCUUCUGCUGUUGUCCAGCAUCCUGAUGGUAUAUACAGUGACCCUGGCUAACUCUUAUGGACGCCUCAUCUCUGAGCUCAAACUCCAGAUAAAGAGGGAAGCACAGAAUAAAGUCUUCUUGGCCCAGCGCGCUCUGGCGCUGAGCUCAGCGAACGGAGUUCUCUGAUCUGGCUGGAGAUGAUGCCUCACCUUCAGCUCCCAGACUCUUUGUAAGCCUCAGUUACUUCGUGCAUUAAGUAACGGUACCCUCUCGGCUCUUAUGAUUUGGACAGUCCCAGACCCUCCGCUGUCCAGUGCCCGACUCUAAAUGGAAUCCUAUCAAUAAACAACUGUUGA